AUGGUGAACGAGGACGUAGAUUUAAGGAGUAAACCCGGCGUGGGUGUGAUGCCGGGGUCUCCGCAGGGUUCGUCUCGGGUUCCGGGAAAUUCGGGGCGGGUCCUGUCAGCUUGGUAUCAGAGCUUAGGUUCAAUUUCUUGUGGACCCCGCACCUUGUGUGCAUCCUUAGGUUGUGGGAGCAUGAUGGGUUCCGUCACGGGACGUCGUCAUUUUGACGCGAAGGACUGUUGGACAUGGAUGGAUUUAGGGUAUUGA
This is a messenger RNA of Prunus armeniaca (apricot), 255 nucleotides long. Lineage: Eukaryota; Viridiplantae; Streptophyta; Magnoliopsida; Rosales; Rosaceae. The record is from the annotation of a GenBank genome assembly.